Messenger RNA from Rhodofomes roseus, 561 nucleotides. Its product is annotated as 60S ribosomal protein L44. The record is from RefSeq and is a predicted model, not a curated record. Gene Ontology annotation, cellular component: ribosome; cytosolic large ribosomal subunit. NCBI's taxonomy places the organism in Eukaryota, Fungi, Basidiomycota, Agaricomycetes, Polyporales, Fomitopsidaceae. Gene Ontology annotation, molecular function: structural constituent of ribosome. Gene Ontology annotation, biological process: translation. The transcript is spliced from 7 exons. Bases 179 to 499 code for a protein of 106 amino acids.
GGCGUUCAGUAGAAUUCACAGAUAUGGGAAUCGGUGGCUGAUGGACGUCCAGCCACAGAGCGUCGGAGUUUGAACUCUAACCUGGAACUGGUUGCCACUUCGGGGACUGCCGCUAGUGCCAGUAAGCCGAGCACCAUCGCCCGCCCAAAAGUUACUCAACGCCGCCGACGCCCUCAAGAUGGUCAACGUUCCGAAGACACGACGCACCUACUGCAAGGGCAAGCAGUGCAGGAAGCACACGCCUCACAAAGUUACGCAAUACAAGAAGGGCAAGGAUUCGUUGGCCGCGCAGGGAAAGCGUCGUUACGACCGUAAGCAGUCUGGUUAUGGUGGUCAGACCAAGCCCGUCUUCCACAAGAAGGCGAAGACGACCAAGAAGGUCGUUCUCCGGCUAGAGUGCACCGUGUGCAAGUACAAGAUGCAGAUGUCGCUCAAGCGCUGCAAGCACUUCGAGCUCGGUGGUGAGAAGAAGACGAAGGGUGCUGCCCUCACUUUCUAAUCGUCUUCCCUCUUCUGUCUUUCCUUGCCUGCGUCUAUGUUGUUGCUGCCGUCGUAUACGCU